CACACCGGCGAUGAACUCGCUCACGAAGCCGCUCGAACCGUCACGUCGUCCGCAACCGGAGCGCCUGCGACUGUGAUGGAUGCGCCCCGGGUACCGCAGGUCACCAUCACCCCGGAGGGUGGCGGAUCACCCCGGGAGAUGCGGCAAGAGGACUGGGACGACGCGGCGGAGGGCACCCUGCGCCGGAAACUGUCCAACUCCUCCAUGUCCUCCACCGGGUCCUCCGCCGUGGAGUCCGAGGACGAUGUACUCAGCGACAACGAGAGCAAAAGCGAGGGCAUCAUCACUCUGGAGCACCUGGUGGACAGCGGAGAGAGCAAGGCGUGGUGGAAGCUGAAGGCCAUCGUCCACUGGCCCUUCAGCGUCGUGCAGAGGAGAAAACUGAGCUGGGUUCAGCUCGCCGGCCAUAAAGGUAACUUCAAGGCGGCAGACGAGGGCAACAUCCUGAAGAGGUUUUCGGAAAACGAGAUGCAGUGUUUUGAAAAGCUGAAGGACGAUGCGCUGCUCCCCUUUGUGCCUGGUUACCAUGGCACCGUGGAAAAAGAUGGAGAGUCUUUCCUUCACAUGACCGAUCUGCUGGUGAACUUUGACCUUCCCAGCGUCAUGGACUGCAAGAUGGGAGUGAGAACGUACUUGGAGGAGGAGCUGGUUCGGGCGAGGGAGCGACCCAAGCCGAGGGAGGACCUGUACAAGAAGAUGGUGGAGGUGGACGGCGACGGCCCGACGGCCCAGGAGCAUUCCCAACGGGGUGUCACCAAGCCCCGCUACAUGCAGUGGAGGGAGAGCAUGAGCUCCACCAACACCCUGGGCUUCAGGAUAGAAGGAAUCAAGAAAUGUGACGGCACGUGUCGGACCGACUUCAAAAGAACCAGGUCGAGGCAGGAUGUCAUCCAGGUGUUCAAGGACUUUGUCGGAGGGAACGUCAACAUAAUAAAGUCCUACGUGAGCAGACUGACGGAGAUCCAGCAGGCCAUGAGGACAUCGCAGUUCUUCAGGCAACACGAGGUCAUUGGCAGCUCCCUCCUCUUCAUCCACGACCACACCGGCAAUGCUCAGGUCUGGAUCAUUGACUUUGGGAAAACAACGGCGUUGCCACAGGGCCAGACGUUAAAACAUGACAUUGCCUGGCAGGAGGGCAACCGGGAGGACGGCUACCUGUGGGGGCUGGAAAACCUCAUCCGCACUCUGGAGUCUGUAGGCAAUCAAGGGACAGGCGGAGAGACAUUUCGCUCGGUCACUAAAGGAAAUAAACAAACUACAGAAACAGAAGGUCAGUGACCUUUCAUCUGUAGAUGGGUGAGAGGAAGUCAAACCACAUUUGAAUGGACACCGCACAAAGACCUUUAAUAAAUGGACAGGAGCUGUGGGUGCUGGAUGAUGAAUGUUGAACAUGUGCAGGGGGGCUACAAAUAGCCCGCAGCUCUAACGAAGCCACUGACAGAAAAGACAUUGAAGAAGGGUUUUUUAGCGUGCGACUGACACUAAUUCAACUUCCUACAAAAUGAACAGAAGUGAAAGUGUUUUAGGGGGCAGGAUGUUACAUGUGAAAGAGGCUACAUGUGAGAAAUGCUCCUGAAAUAUGAUUAAAAGCAAGGGGAGAGUACUCCAUCCUCUUUAUUAUAAUCUCUGAGCUCUGACAAUACAUCUGUAGGUGUAAUCAUUCGGGAGUAAUUCAGUGCAGCAUGAUGCUGAAAGACCUCACAGUCAGAUAACUACAACACAUAACAUAUUGUAAAUAUAGCACUGCAUACUGUAUCAUUAUUAGAGUGUGUUAUCUUUGUCUCGGUUCUGACAAUCUCUUUUAUCGUAUAUCAAUUCAUAUUUCUUGUCAGUGAUUUUAUUACUGUAAUCAAACUGUAUAGCACUAUUUUGGAGCUGUGGAAACGCCCUGAUUAAAAAUGGGAAAAUGUUUUUUA
Molecule: messenger RNA, 1916 nt
Organism: Gasterosteus aculeatus aculeatus (three-spined stickleback)
Lineage: Eukaryota; Metazoa; Chordata; Actinopteri; Perciformes; Gasterosteidae
Gene: itpka
Product: inositol-trisphosphate 3-kinase A
Biological process (GO): phosphatidylinositol phosphate biosynthetic process; inositol phosphate biosynthetic process
Cellular component (GO): cytoplasm; nucleus
Molecular function (GO): inositol hexakisphosphate kinase activity
Source: RefSeq, a predicted model, not a curated record